Diaporthe batatas is the source of this 2189-nucleotide messenger RNA. RefSeq lists its product as uncharacterized. Gene Ontology annotation, cellular component: vacuolar membrane. The record is from RefSeq and is a predicted model, not a curated record. Lineage: Eukaryota; Fungi; Ascomycota; Sordariomycetes; Diaporthales; Diaporthaceae. Bases 270 to 1871 code for a protein of 533 amino acids. Gene Ontology annotation, biological process: amino acid transmembrane transport. Gene Ontology annotation, molecular function: amino acid transmembrane transporter activity. The transcript has 9 exons.
AUUUUAUCCCAUCGACAAUACCACUGCUGUGGUAGUCUACUUUUGACCUUCACCCCCAGCCAGCGUCACAUUGCCUCCUGCAGUUACCAGAUCCUUGGUGCCACCGCCAUCCCACCACCCAUGUCCAUGCAUGCUCAUCUCAUCCCCGUGCCGCUUCUCCUCUCUCAUUCGGGCCUAAAACUUAUCGACUGCACUCGUGCUUAUUAGCCCUAUUCUUCUUCUUCCUCCUUCUUCCUCGCAUAUCCUAUACCACCACCACAACCGCCAACAUGUCGGGGAAACUAUCAGAAAAAGACUCCCCCCGCGGCCUGUCUCCCGAGCGCAAGGGUCAUGGCGACCCGACCGACGUCGACGUCGAGGCCGCCGCCCCGAAAGGCCUCGCCCAGUGGUUCGGCGGGCCCAAGACCACCGUCGGCCCUCGCAUCGGGCCCGUCCUCGACAGCAUCACCCUCGCCGCCGACGACUCCGACGACAGCGCCAGCGCCAUCCUGCACCGCCAGAAGGAGGCCGAGCAGGGCGCUGACAUCCAGUACCGGAGCUGUAGUUGGCAGAUGACUGCUGCCCUACUCUUCUCAGAGUAUAUAUGUCUGGCCAUCAUGAGCUUUCCUUGGUCGUAUAGCAUACUGGGACUUUUCCCCGGCCUGCUCCUGACCGUCGUGGUGUCUAUGCUUGUGCUCUAUACGUCUCUGAUCCUCUGGGAAUUUUGUCUGCGCCAUCCCGAGGUUCGUGAUGUUUGUGAUAUCGGCCAGAUGAUUUUCUGGAACCAAAAAUGGGCAUGGUGGUUCACUGCUGUCAUGUUCCUGCUCAACAACACUUUCAUCCAAGGGCUGCACGUGCUUGUCGGCGCAAAGUACCUCAACACCAUGACCGCCGCCGAUGACAAUGUUGCCUGCCGGACUGUCAGUUAUUCGGUCAUUAUGUUCAUCCUCUGCUGGAUCUGCAGCCUGCCCCGAACAUUCGAGGCCCUCUCCAAGCUUGGCGCCGCUUCCGCAGCCUUCACCUUCGUCUCAGUGCUGCUGGCCACCAUCUUCGCAGGAGUCGAGCCACACCCGGCCGGGUACGAUCCCCGGCCCUCCUACACCACCGCUGCCGGUAAGGAUGCUGUCGGAGGCGAUCCUCUCUGGACUGCCUUGCCGGUUGCUGGGACCACUUUCGUCGCUGGCAUGAGCGCCUUCCUGAAUAUCAGCUACACCUUCAUCGGCCAGAUCACUCUGCCCAGUUUCAUCGCGGAGAUGAAGGAGCCAAGAGACUUCCCCAAGGCACUUUGGGCCUGCACAAUCGCCGAGAUCGUCGUGUUUGGCCUCGUCGGUUCCAUCAUCUAUGUUUACACCGGCAACCAGUACAUGACCGCGCCAGCAUUUGGCUCUCUCGAGAAUGUCUACAAAAAGGUCUCCUUCUCCUUCAUGAUCCCGACCCUGAUCUUCCUCGGCGUCCUGUACGCGUCCGUCUCGGCCCGAUUUGUCUUCUUCCGCAUCUUCCAAAACUCUCGCCACAAGAACGAGCACACCGUCAUCGGCUGGGCCACCUGGGCCGCCAUUCUUUUGGCCACCUGGGUCGUCGCAUUCAUCAUCUCGCAGAUAAUCCCCUUCUUCUCAGACCUCCUCUCCCUCAUGUCCGCCUUGUUCGACAGCUUCUUCGGCUUCAUCUUCUGGGGCGUCGCCUACUUCCGCAUGCGCAAGGUCGACGGCAGCCUGGCGCUCAUGAAGCAGCGCGGCAUCUGGGGCUACGCGGAGGCGGGCCUGAACAUCCUCAUCAUCCUCACGGGCAUCUUGUUCCUGGGGCCCGGCACCUACGCCAGUGUCGAGAGCAUAUUGCUGGACUUUGAUCCCUCGUCGGGAGGUGUCUUUAGCUGUGCCAGCAACGGACUGUGACGAGUCUCCAGCGGCAGACAUGUCACGUGCACUAUUACCGUAACACUGCAACAUCUUCAAAAUGUUAUAUAAUGUCAUAAUAGAGCGCUUCCAUCUUGCUUCCCUCUGGUGUAUUGCCUUGUGUCAGGUGGCUCUGAGGGAGCUUGCGAGGCUCUCCUCUAAUAGAUUAUCAUCUAAGAGGCUGUCCUGUAGGAUUUCUCAUAGGAUGUUGACCCCACUGAUUUUAUCCGAUGAGUAUCCCACAUAUACAUAAGUGCUGCUCUUUAUAAGAGUUAGGGGAAUAGACACUGUGGCGGCGUUGUGGGCACUCGAGCAGAG